Messenger RNA from Eremothecium cymbalariae DBVPG#7215, 2745 nucleotides. It is a transcript of the gene IMH1, whose product is annotated as Imh1p. Gene Ontology annotation, cellular component: Golgi apparatus. The transcript has a single exon. NCBI's taxonomy places the organism in Eukaryota, Fungi, Ascomycota, Saccharomycetes, Saccharomycetales, Saccharomycetaceae. The record is from RefSeq and is a predicted model, not a curated record. Bases 1 to 2745 code for a protein of 914 amino acids.
AUGUUUAAACAGUUAUCACAAAUUGGUAAGAAUAUUACCGAUGAGAUAUCUCGGGGGCUGAACGAGGACUUUUCUACACAGGACUCGAACCAAGUACAGGGCCAACAGCAGCAAGCACCUGCAAUAAAGCGUGAAGCUACUCCUAGUGAAUACGAUGAUUACCCUAAGGAGAUCCAGGCAAAGCUUCGGAAGUUUGAAAAAUAUGAGCAGAAGUAUCCAUUGCUACUGACUGCGUACAAAGCAGAAAAGGAGAAGGCGGAGGAUAUUGAAGCAUUGAUCAAGAUACUGUCUGAGAACACUCCGGUGUCCAGUUUGAAUGAAGCAGACCAAUUGAAGGGAUUCUUCGAAGAUCUGAAUAUGAAGAAUUCGCUUUUAAAUGACGAGGUGAAGCGUUUAAGUUAUGAAGCUAUUAGCAGAGAUAAAGAGUUGGAAGAGUUAAAACAGUUGGCUGUGGAGCAGUAUUCAAAGGUUAGCGCAAAUGAGGAUAAGGACUUGGAUGCUUUACUAGAAACCCAGAAACUUAAACUUGAGCAAAAAUAUGAUGAGAUCGUGAGGGAGAAGGAUGGUGAGAUAGAGGAGUUGAAGUCGACAUUACAGAAGGUCGAUCAAAAGAUAGAGACACUGGAGUUAUUAGUAGCAGAAAAGGAAAAUGCCCUUUCAGGGCUUGAUGGUCAGUUAAAAGAUCAAGAUGAAAAAUUAAAUCAAAUGGAGAAGUUGUUAUCUUUGUACAAAGACGUCAUCAAGGAGUUUGAUGAGCCUAAGAGCAAUGUUGUUUCCAAAGGGUCUCCGCCCACUUCAACUGGUAGAUCUAAUAAAAGGAAUAAGAACAAGAAGAACAAGAAUAAGCAGUCUGUGAAGGAUAUUGCAGGUGGUGGUGUAAACUUGGAGCAUGAUGGCGUAGAUAAUAAAGAUAAAGAACCAGGGACGUCUCUCAGCGAAGCUAUAUUUAGUUCUAUUGAGACUAAAGUCAAAUAUGAAAACCUUUGCGGGGACUAUGAAAAAUUGAAAGAAGAGUUGGAAAAGAAUAAAAAGGAUGGGGACCAAUAUAGGGAGAUGGAACUUCGUAUUAGUUCGUUACAAUCUGAACUUUCAGACACAAAAGUAGCUCUUAAGACCAGAAAUGAGGAAUUGGAGAUGGUGAAAGAUAUGCUCAAGACAGUAGGGAAUGAGUUAGUAGAUGCAAAGGAUAAACUGAAAGAGCAAGGUGGUACAAGUGACGAAGAGCUAAAAAGAUUGAAGGCCGAAGUAGAAGCUUUGCAUGAUGCGAAGAGCCAGUCGGCUUCUAGUUACGAGGAGCAACUUGGCAAGCUAACCAAGGAAGUAGCCACGUUGCUGGAUGAUAAAAACCGUUUAGAAAGUGUGUUGGUUCAAUCGAAUGACCAAUUAACAAGAGCGCAAGAACAAGUUCAGAAAUUCAGAAUCCAGAAUAACGAAAUGAACGACAAGAUGAGAGAAUUUAAUACUUUGAAAAAAUCUGAGUCGAAUUCAAAGCUUGCAUUAGCCCAAAGAGAGAAAACGAUUGCAUACUUGGAGCAACAGGUAAAAGACUACAGUUUGCAAGGAUCCAAUGCCCAGAAAGCUCUCAGGGAUCUUGAGAUUGAGAGAGAAAGGUUAAACAAGAGGAUUGAAUACUUGGUAAAAGAUUUGGAAAGAACCAAAUCGGAGUCUAAAAAGAGUAGUGGAUCCCUCGAGAAUUAUAUUAAAGAAAACGGCAAGCUGUCUGAAAGGCUAGAGGUGUUGCAAGAGAAAUACGAUACUGUAAAAAGUUUAAAGAGUAACUCUAACAACCAAGUGGAUUCAAUAAAAAGGCAAUGCGAGGAGUUAAAUGUGAAAUUGAAGGAGGCCAACAAGAAGAUUAUUGCAUUGGAAGAGGAAUUAAACGAGAAUGCAAACAUUUUACAAGAGAGAACUCGUGAGACAAAUGCAAUGCGGCGGUUGUUGAACGAUGAUCAUACCGAUACAAACGCGAAGUUCCGUGAGCUGGAAGAAAAACUAGCUAUUAUACGAGAUGAGAGAGACAAACUGAAGUCUGAAUUAGAUAUUCAAGUAUCUAGAAGGCACCGUGAAGUUCAAGAUUUGCGGGAAACCAAUCUAGAGUUGAAAAGCCAGAUAAGCACCUUAACUUUGAAGGAGAAGGAAUAUGAAACGGAGGUGCUGCAUCUAAAAGCAGUCAACCAAAGGAUGCAAAGACGCAGCAGUACUGCUUCCGAAGGCUCUGAAGAGCUUGAACUUGUAGUGAAGAGCUUAAAGGAGUCGUUGGGCAACUCUGAACAAAGACUUCGGAACUUGAAGGCGUCAAAUCAAGAAUUAAGGUUGCUGAAUAGUGAUUUGAAUUCAAAGUUAGAGAGGCUUUCUAAAAACUACAAGUUACUUUCAGGCCAAUUAAAGGUGGCGAAGGAACAAAGUGGUGGUGGUGCCACCAUCACCGCGAUGGGUCAUGGCACUCAGUCUGCUAGAAGUAGUAGGUCCGGUUCAAUAUCGAUCCCUCCAUCGCCUGGUAACGGUGGUGAGCAGCAGCAAGUGGAUGCGUCUUCCAUGGGUGGUAUGAAAAGAUACGCGACUAAUUCCGGCGCUUCCGGCGCAACACAUGAGGUGGAGGUAAAUGAAAAGAUAGCAUACAUCAAGAAUGUGUUACUUGGGUUCUUGGAACACAGAGAACAACGUAGUCAGCUGCUUCCCGUCGUUACGACAUUACUGCAUCUUGACAAGAGUGAUGAGAGAAGGUUACUGACAUCCCUCAAAUGA